AUGGACGGAAUGGAGGCCGCAUAUACCACCUCCAUGACAACCACCAACUCGCUGGGCCAUCAGAAAGCAGCGCUGGCACGACUCCCCUCGGAGAUUCUGAAUCAAAUCCUCUGCUAUCUGCCAUGUCAGUCGCUCGUCUCACUCUCUCGCUGUUGUCGCCGGCUACGAGAGUUGGCCUCGGACGAUUCUCUCUGGGCCAACCUACUCCGUCCGAAUAUCCCUCCACAAGACUUUCGCCCAGACCCGUACCCUUCAUCAUCGUUUCGCGAUUUGUACAUUACGCACCAUCCAUACUGGUUCGUGCCCCGAAAUAAGAUCUGGAUCUCCGAUGAACCGCACAUCGGCCGCGUCAUGAUCUGCCAUUUCGACCCGCGGCGAGGCUGCAUUGAAGGAUACCGCCUGUUGGCCGAGAGGACUCCCUCAAUGGGAGUUCUCUGGCCCUAUGAACCCGGUGUGGUGAUCCACAACUUCAAACCCCGAGUGCAUCUUUGGUUGGACGACCCGAUCCUCAAACUCCCGCACGACAUUGUCCCCUUCAACACUCGCCAAGGCUGGUGGGAAGCCGAGAUCAAGAUGACGGUUGGGCGGCCGGGGCACAAUACGUCCGCCUCGUUCUUCUUGAGCAAGGACAUCCCUCCACAUCUACAGGACAAAUCCAUGGCUCUCUGGCCACCGAGGACAAUCCCCAAUAUGCCUCGUGUGCGUGCCGCCAGCGCCGAUAAAUUCCGGGGCUCCGGGCAUAAACCGCAAAAAUACGAUCAGAUUUCACAAACGACGUUCCGGUUGAGGCAUUGGAGUCAGUUUUCGACGGGUAUGGCACACUUUGGGAUUCGGAUAGGUGAAGAAGUCUCGACGUGGAGUACGAUCGACCCGGCGCUGUACACGCCGACAAAGGAAAAGCCAUAUCAAGGUAUCUUCGUAGGCGACUAUGCAGGCCAUGGAUGCGAAUUCCUGCUGGUCAUGCAAUCGGAGAAAGGCCCCGAGCUGCCCCAGCGUCGGCCUACGGACGCCUAUUUGAGAGAGCUUAUUGGUUUACCUGCCGAGGGUGAGGGUGCGGGUCUGGACGAGGCAGAAAUGGAAGGACAGCUGCUCGCUGAACAGACAGACGAACAACUAUCUCAAUCCCAGUCACAAUACCAACGCGACAUGAUGGCAAUGUACGAAGAAGAAGGCAUCUACAAGGGCUCCAUCGAGGCGGUCAAACUGACGGGAGAUCCGCACGUCCCGAGAGGAGAGUACACCUUUGUGGCGGACGACAUUGGCCACGGCGGAUUGAUCAGAAUUGCAGAGGAACACCCGUUUAGGGGUGCGAGAGUGGUGAGGAGCAGGGGCCACGUCGCCUCCCGGGGAUUCCAGAAUGAUGAAUUCAUCCCCUCUCACCUCAUCAUGAUUUCGCCAAACACAUUGGCCCAGUACUGGGUGCCCUAUGGCCAUAUCUCCUUCUACCAGAGAAUUGACAUCGACCGGUUGAUCGACGACACUUUCCGUGGAGGGCAUGGAUAA
Messenger RNA from Fonsecaea multimorphosa CBS 102226, 1503 nucleotides. RefSeq lists its product as uncharacterized. Lineage: Eukaryota; Fungi; Ascomycota; Eurotiomycetes; Chaetothyriales; Herpotrichiellaceae. Gene Ontology annotation, molecular function: protein binding. The coding region runs from base 1 to 1503 and encodes 500 amino acids. The transcript has 2 exons. The record is from RefSeq and is a predicted model, not a curated record.